AUGGCGUCAAGAGGGCACCUCGAGGAAGCAAGAUGGAUGCUGGAGAGUAUGCCCGAGUGGGAGCUAUGGACCUGGAACUCGCUCCUUGCGGGAUAUACCCAACAAGGGCAUCUGGGCCUCGUUCAAGAAAUCCUCGCUCUCAUGCCCGAGAGAGACAUCGUCUCCUGGAACUCCAUCCUGGCGGCAUUCUCCCACCGCGGGAAUCUCCAGGAAUCCAAGAAGAUCUUCCAAUGGAACGUUGUGUCGUGGACGUCGGCGAUCUCCGCGUGUAGCCAGUCCGGCGAUGGAGCGCAAGCGAUUGAUCUCUUUCGUGAGAUGAUCCAGCACGGGCUUCUCCCUGACCAAGUUGCGUAUUUGAGUGCCUUGGUUGCUUGCAGCCACGCAGGGCGGCUUCGCGAGGGACGCGAGAUCUUCGUUUCAAUGAGCGGCGACUGUGGAGUCAAGCCUCAGCCCAGACACUACUGCUCGGUGCUGGAUCUUUUGGGACGGACUGGGAGAUUGAGCCAGGCGAGAGAGCUCCUGGAAACCAUGCCUUACGUCCCGGAUGGCGCUGCUGGCCGGGGAUUUCUCGACUCGCAAAGGAGUCGGCAUGGUUUGAGCUCGUCAGACUGCGCAGUUUUGGGAAGCAUUCUUGUUGCGGAAAAGGCUGUGCCAACUUGA
Selaginella moellendorffii is the source of this 660-nucleotide messenger RNA. RefSeq names its product putative pentatricopeptide repeat-containing protein At3g15130. The record is from RefSeq and is a predicted model, not a curated record. The transcript has a single exon. NCBI's taxonomy places the organism in Eukaryota, Viridiplantae, Streptophyta, Lycopodiopsida, Selaginellales, Selaginellaceae. Gene Ontology annotation, molecular function: RNA binding; protein binding. Bases 1 to 660 code for a protein of 219 amino acids. Gene Ontology annotation, biological process: RNA modification.